CAGAAGUAUUUAUUAAAAGCACAAUGUAAGCUGUGCUCAUUAUAAUUGCGCAAUAAUGUGCUAUUUAAAUCUUAAAAGAUUUAGUCCCCCCCCCCCUCCCAUUCCUAGUAGUGGUAUAUCCCACACUCCUUCCAAUGGGCGGGGCUACUUGGCAGCAGUAGCAGCGUGUGGCUGGAACCGCUGCCCACAUAGCGCAUCGCAGGGUAAGAUGUACACUUACACAGACACAGUUUAACUUACACAAGUUACAACACAUCCCAUUUACUGUUACAACAAGCCCCAGGCCCAGGCUGAUAAUAUAAACUGUCUGCAACAUUUCUCCUGCAUUGGUCAAAAGCCUGCUCAAUUACGAGUGCCGCUAAGCUAAAAGCUAAUGAUUAAGCUCAGAGUUUAGUGAUAGUCAGAGAGGACAGGAGAGAAAGAAGAGGGAGAGGACUGGACAAGAGCAGUCAGUGGCGGAGUGGCUCGUAGCUAAUGGGUACCUGUCUGUAGGCUCUCCACCUGUCAGUGAGACAAACAUGAAAGACGUGCAGUCUAACGGACGAGGAGCGGUCAUUACGCGCGACUAUUACGCACGGUUGUGACGUGCACAGUGGCAGAUCUGACAGCACACUGUUUAUAAACCAGUUUACCAGUUUAAUUGCAGGAAAUGUUUAGUUGUUAAGCCAUUUCUCAUAAGUAUGGACAUUCACUCUGCCUGUUAGAGAGAUAGAGAGAAGAUUAAAGCAUCAAAUUGCAGUAAAAGAUGCUGUAUGAAAGACAGGCUACAACUUUUUGUACCCAACCUUGUACCCCCCCUGGAAUUAUUCUCUAAAAUUUUACUGUUUAUUGUCCCCCCCCAACUAUGAAAUGGGAUUUUCGCCCCUGCUAAAACCAUUCCCACUCCUGUCAGCCAGGGUUCAGCCAGCUAUUGCAGCAUGGUGGUUUGAAAUGAUCAGAGAUGAAAUGCCUCAUGUUUUACCCGAUCAUAGUCUCUGAUACAAGUUACAUAAUUCUAGGACCCUACCAUACCAGAGUGACGACACUUCCAUUGACUCCUGUGGUAUGCUGAAGUUUAGCCUCACGACCAGAAAACCCAUUCACUUACAGUAUGUCUGAUGCGCACUUGCUUGUAAGUUGAUCAAAACGGCCUUGUUUUUACUUUUAGGUGUCUUGGUCAUAGGGCCUGUUAAGUCAUGCUUAUAAUUUAUUUCAAAAUGUAGAGAGUAAGAUUAUGGUAGACACCUGUUUGUUUGUUUUUUUACCUGUAAACGGGUCACCGAUGCUCCUAUUGCGGUAGAUUAUGCUUUUAGGUUUGCUUGACUUUGAAAAUGCACAAGAAUUCCUGGUCAGCAAUGCAGAAAUACUGAAGUUUAGUCAGUUCUUGGUCGGAUAUGCAACUCGCUAUCCCGUCACUAGAGGGCACGUGACCAACUUUCCGCUUGACCAGUGUGUGUUGCUACUCUGGUAUUGUAGGGUCCUACAUAAUUCUAACUUCAGCAGUAUCAGGACCAAUCAAAAUAUGGACUUUGUUGAAAAAAUAGUUUCAUUCCUGAAAAUCAGUAUUUUAGCUGCAAUACUGCAUACUUCUAUAAAAUUUAACAUGCAUGGUUAGGGAAGAAGGGGUCAUACAAUAAAUGCAUUACAUGACUCAUUGGUUAUCACUUUUUUCAAGUGGUGCCGUUACAACCACACCCAGUCUCCCCUAAUUCUCUCCCCAUCUCCCUUUACAAUGCUUUCAAUGACUUCCUUCUUUCAAAAACAUUGAUGUAUUAUUAUAGAAACCAACACACGCUGUUUUGAGUGUCCCUGACCUGUUGGCGCGCUGUCGUGUGUCAACUCAUGGUACUGCAAUAAAAUGUUCACCUCAUGCCUGGAAGUUUAGGCUGGUCUGUGGAAACAAAGUAUCUGACGCAAGGUCGCUAAAUCAACUAAGCUAGACACUUUGCUGGAUUAGGAUGUUAAGACUAGCAUGGCGUCGGUCGGCGUCCAGAAAUAGCCGCGUGGAACCUGCACGCCUUUUAACUGCAGCUUUCCUGGCAGCGGACAGUCCACAGCAGAGCUCGGGGGGUAACAUUAGGUGUUUCAGACAAUUUCCCCACCCACCAAGCGGCAGGUCACCGCUCCACCGCCAUCCCCAGCCGGCCUACCACCUCAGUUCAUCUGUCUUCAUGAGCAUGGCGUCAGGGGGUGAAGAGCCGGUAUCUUCCCCUCACAGACACACCAACAGGUUAGCCAAGGAGAGGUCGCCCUAUCUGCUGCAGCAUGCACACAACCCUGUUGACUGGUACCCAUGGGGACAAGAUGCUUUUGACAAAGCAAAGACUGAAGACAAACCAAUCUUUUUAUCAGUGGGCUACUCAACGUGCCACUGGUGCCAUGUUAUGGAGAGGGAGUCUUUCGAAGAUGAGGAAAUUGGCAAAAUCCUGAGUGACAACUUUGUGUGCAUCAAAGUAGACAGAGAAGAGAGACCCGAUGUCGACAAGGUCUACAUGACCUUUGUACAGGCAACAAGUGGAGGUGGAGGUUGGCCCAUGAGUGUGUGGUUGACCCCUGACCUGCGACCUUUCAUUGGAGGCACCUACUUCCCUCCCUCAGACCGUGCGAGAAGGCCAGGGUUUAAAACAGUUCUCGCCAGAAUCAUGGAACAGUGGCAGAAUAACCGAGCUUCCUUGGAGUCCAGUGGAGAGAGGAUCCUUGACGCUUUAAAGAAAGGCACCGCCGUCACUGCAAACCCAGGAGAGAGUCCUCCACUGACCCCAGACGUUGCCAAUCGCUGCUUCCAGCAGUUGGCGCAUUCCUACGAGGAGGAGUAUGGUGGCUUCAGAGAGGCUCCAAAGUUCCCCACACCAGUGAAUCUGAUGUUCCUCAUGUCCUACUGGUCUGUGAAUCGCUCCACCUCAGAGGGGGUCGAGGCUCUUCAGAUGGCAUUACAUACACUCCGCAUGAUGGCGCUGGGAGGCAUCCACGACCAUGUGGCUCAGGGUUUUCAUCGUUACUCUACAGAUUCCUCCUGGCAUGUUCCCCACUUUGAGAAGAUGCUGUAUGACCAGGCUCAGCUGGCUGUAGCCUACAUUACUGCCUCCCAGGUAUCAGGCGAGCAGCUUUUUGCAGAUGUGGCUAAGGACAUACUGCUCUAUGUCUCCAGAGACCUGAGUGACAAGUCUGGAGGCUUCUACAGUGCAGAGGAUGCGGACUCCAUCCCAGCAUCAGGGGGACCAGAAAAGCGUGAAGGGGCUUUCUGCGUCUGGACAGCCUCAGAAGUUAGGGAGCUAUUGCCAGAAGUGGUUGAGGGCGCCACUGGAGCUGCCACACAGGCAGAUGUCUUCAUGCACCACUAUGGGGUCAAGGAGCAAGGCAAUGUCACCCCAGAACAGGACCCCCACGGGGAGCUGCAGGGCCAAAAUGUGCUGAUCGUGCGUUAUUCGGUGGAGUUAACGGCUGCUCACUUUGGCAUCAGUGUCGAGAAAGUCAACGAGCUCCUGGCCUCGGCCAGAGCCAAAAUGGCAGAAGUGAGGAAGAGUCGGUCACGCCCACAUCUGGACACCAAGAUGUUGGCCUCCUGGAAUGGUCUGAUGCUGUCCGCCUACGCUCGCAUUGGGGCCGUUCUGGGGGACAAGGCCACGCUGGAGAGGGCAGUGCAGGCUGGUAACUUCCUCAAGGAGCACCUGUGGGAUGCUGAACGACAGACCAUCCUCAGAUCCUGUUACCGUGGUGACAAGAUGGAGGUGCAACAGAUAUCUCCGCCUAUCUCAGGCUUCCUCGACGACUAUGCCUUCAUCAUCUGCGGCUUGUUGGACCUGUUUGAGGCCACGCAGCAGACAGACUGGCUGCAGUGGGCCGAGGAGCUGCAGCUCAGGCAGGACGAGCUGUUCUGGGAUGACCAGGGCGGGGGCUACUUCUGCAGUGAUCCCAGUGACAGCACAGUACUCCUGCAACUCAAAGAGGAUCAAGAUGGAGCCGAGCCCAGUGCUAACUCAGUGUCGGCGUCCAAUCUCCUUCGUCUGUCCCACUACACUGGAAGACAGGAGUGGCUCCACAGGUCCAACCAGCUGCUGGCAGCGUUCUCCGACCGUCUGACCAGAAUCCCCAUUGCACUGCCUGAAAUGGUCCAGGCUCUCAUGGCCCAGCACUACACACUUAAACAGAUUGUGAUCUGUGGCCAGAGGGAUACCCCGGACACCACGAGUCUUCUCGCCACAGUCAACUCCCUCUUUCUACCACAUAAGGUUUUGAUGCUCAUUGACGGCACUGCAGACAAUUUCCUGUGCCAGCGUCUGCCAGCCCUCUCUUCCAUGUCCCAGCAGGGUGGUGUCGCCACAGCCUACGUCUGCCAGGACUUUACCUGUAUUCUUCCUGUCACUGACCCCCAGGAGCUUCGCAGGCUACUGCUGGAUUGAACGACGUAGAUUGGGGCAGAAUGGCGACUGAAAAACAAAGUGACUGAGAUUUUAAAAGGAGGGCUGUUACCUUCAUAUACUGCACUUUUCUAAUCUGCAGCCCUAACCUAGCUUAUCUCUGCUGUUUUUGGCUAGUGUAGUGGCUGCUUUACCAUGCUCCAAGCUCCUAGGUGACUUCGUCUGCAAGGUAUUUUGGUCUGCAAGGUAUUUUGGUUCCAUUGUCAAAACCCAUCAGCUAUUGGUCCAAUGACAAUAAGUUUCUGAGGGUAUGAGGACAAUAUUUCAGGGAAAUCUGGUGAAACAACAGAUAUAUGAGAUCUAAGACUUCCUCUUCUGUGUGCCCGUCAUUUUGGCUAGUCAGUAUUAACUGAUAUCUGCAUGUGAAUUCCGAUACAAAAAAAAAAAAAGUUGAUCCUAAGCUAGCUUGUCAUUGGACGAUAGCCGAUGGGUUCAGAGAUUGCAUUUCGGACAACGCAUUUCGCCUCUCAACACCAACUGCUUACCUGCCGCUCAAACAUGAUAGUUCAAUACUACUUGGACUUCAAACUGAAACCGGAAUGCUUCUGGUACCAAACUCUUGUACCGUUGCACACAGAUUCUGCAUACAUAGGCAGAUAUCAGUUCAUAGAGAUUAUCUCAGUUCCGACUUGUGCCCCAACUAAGUUCAACCUAUAUUCGAAGACCCAGUGUACUCACAAGACGCAGGGAAAAUGUGACUAAGGGUUAAUUUGAGUUUAACCUACGUCACAGCAGGCAAUUUUCAUCCAAUUUACAUCUCGCUCAGUCCACUACCGACUUGAUAUUCCAGUAUUACGCCUACUCACACAUAUACGCCAUACCACCGCCAAAAAAUCUUUUUGCAAUCAAAACCUACACAGACCUCAAAGUAUCUUCUAAACACAAUAUUCCAAACUUUUUUUUUAGCCAGGCACACUGGGCACUGCAUUAUGGCUCUAUUACCUGUCAUAAAUAAUGGAUAGCUAUAUUCUAGCACUUUAUAGAAAAAUUAUGGUAAACUACAUAACCUAGAAGAGUCGCUAUUCAGACUAUAAAAAACUGUAUUGUAACCUUAACUAUGCCAGCAUAAACAUUCUUACCAAAUAUAAAUGUAUGCUUCAGUGGCUCUCGCUAGCAAGUCUGACUUUGCCAUAUAACGCCUGGGCCGACUGCCCACGUGAGCCGCGUGGCUCAGGUGUAGCUCUGCUGCACCACAGCUGCAGCUCAUCCACAGAUUGCAACAAAAAUAGACAGUGAAAAUGAUCUGUUGAUAGUCACACUGACAUUAUACCAGCAACAUUACACCUCUCACUACAGUUUCUAUGUCUUAAUCAGUAGGAUAAAAAAGCAUAAAUAUUAAUUUCUAACAUAACACCUCUUGUUUUGGUUUCACAUUAAGGCCCUCUAGCAUUUCUGUUGACAUAAUCCUUUCAUUUGUUAACACAGGGUUUUCAUUGUAAACUACUAUUGGCCAUUUUUAAAGGCAAACUUCUUGUUUUGUUUGAGCCCCAGCAGUACAGCAAGGUAGCUGUCACACACAGGGAGAGGUUGGCAGUGUGGCCCAGGCGUAACAAUCCCUAAUCCAGCCUAUUCUUUUGUGCAAGACCAGCUAGAUAUUACCUCAAAUAUCAACUUAAGUUUGUUUUAGCAGGCUUUCAGAGAUCGUUGAUCAGUGGAGCCUUACUGAAAUUCAGGAAUGCAAAUGUCCUUAUAAAGAAAUACGCACAGCAGCAGUGGCAGCCUACUGAAAACAUGUAGCACUUGUACGAAAUGUCCUGGCUUGACUGUUAGCCCAGAAGUAAACUGCAGACUCUUAUUAAUAGACUACAACCUAAGAGCACUUGGAUGAAUUGGACUGGCAAUAUUUUGCAGAUGAACCAGUCUGCCCUGUCGUCCUCUCCUGGCCCUGUGUUCCUGCUCCCACAUUCAUGUCACAUGGAUCUGACAGUGGAGGCCUGCAUGCCUGUGUGUGUGCUCAAGUGUAUAAAAAAAAAAAGGUUGGUCUGUACGUAACCAUACAUUUUAAAAUUAUAUGUGUGUACAUUUGAAUUCAUCUGUAGUCACGUCACAGUGAAGGAGCUGCUCCUCAGUUUACCAUCUGCCCUCAGCCCUGAUAUCUUGGACUCAAUGUGAGAGGAUCUUCUCCACUGCUGCAGAGACUUGUGUCUUGUGGCUUUUAUCCUGAGGUUUAGACAACAACAAUGCACUGCAUGUAUACGCACAACUCUGAAUAAUAAAGUUAUUUCCCUUAUAA
Messenger RNA from Epinephelus moara (kelp grouper), 6630 nucleotides. It is a transcript of the gene spata20, whose product is annotated as spermatogenesis associated 20. NCBI's taxonomy places the organism in Eukaryota, Metazoa, Chordata, Actinopteri, Perciformes, Serranidae. Gene Ontology annotation, biological process: carbohydrate metabolic process. The coding region runs from base 1938 to 4379 and encodes 813 amino acids. The transcript has 16 exons. The record is from RefSeq and is a predicted model, not a curated record.